This is a messenger RNA of Chara braunii, 4109 nucleotides long. The record is from the annotation of a GenBank genome assembly. NCBI's taxonomy places the organism in Eukaryota, Viridiplantae, Streptophyta, Charophyceae, Charales, Characeae.
GGCACGGGCAGACGACAUCGAAGAUCAAGGUCACGACUUGUUGGAUCGUGGUGGGGGGGCGAUGACGGGGGGUGAAGGGAACAGUGGUAAGGGGGGGUCUGGGGGUGCCGAAUUCGACCUGGUGUCCGAGAAAGAGAUGGCAAAGUUGAGGCGAGGGAGCAUUGUUUGGAACUACGUCACCGUGGGCCAGUACGUCGGGGACCAGUCAAAGAUGCACGGGGACCGAAAGUUGCGUUGCAACUUAUGCGGCCACCUGUUUCAAGGGGGGUCGUCGAAGGCCGUGCAUCAUUUCACGCAGUCGAAGUUCUGCAAGGCGGGGGGGAUGAGAGUUCUCGCGGAACUCUGGAACGACACGGACUACACAUUUGUGUUGUCCACUGCUCAGUGGGUGCAGAGGUGGAUGGCAGACGAGGGCAUACGGGACACGAGAGCGCCCGCGGGUGGCCAGAGACAGCGGAUGGACGACCCAGAGAGGGACGACAUUCAGGACGGCCUCGAUGAGGAGGAGGGCCGCGAGGGUGGGGCCAGGGAGGGGGCGGUUGUAGACGAGGCAGACGAGGCAGUCGGAGAGCCUAACCUGCCAGGGGAGGAGGUGGUGAUGACGUCGAGAGGCGUCGGUGGAGCAGGUCUUGCUACUACGGCGCCGCGAGGUGAGGUGGCCCGCUCGAGGAGGGAGAAGAGGACAGUGGGGCAGGCUGGCGUCGAGGUGCCAGACACGGGCAGGGAGAAGAGGGCUCGGCAGACCACGAUUGUCGAGAUGUACGCCAGGGAGAAGUUGGCCGAGUUCCAUGAUGCGUGGCUUCAGUGGAUCUACGUGAAGAAGUUGCCAUUCAACGCCUUUCGAGGUCCGGAGUUCCAGAGGGUGUGGCAGGCAGCAGAGAGAGUGCCUCGCUCUAUCCAGUUUCGGUUUCCCUCCUUCACGGUUACAGCGGGGGCCGGUAUCCCUUCGCAGAGGGCGAAGGUGGCGACGAUGGUGAGCAAGGUGCGCGCCACUUUCCGGCACAGCGGUGCCACUAUCCUUUCCGACGGGAGGAAGUCGCGCAGCGGCAAGCGGCUCGUGAACUUCCUGGCAGGGGGCACCAAUGGCGCCCUGCUGUACGCCACCGUCGCACGUGAUGGGUCGGUCCGAGACACAGCGGACGUCGUGUACCGUAGGUGGCCGGCCAUCAUCUUGUCCUUUCCUGCAAAGGACGUGAUCGGCUUCUGCACAGAUUCCGCCAGUAACUAUACGGUGGCAGCGCGCAGGUUCGCCAGAGAUCCCGAGCCUGACAUCAGGAGGAUCACUUGGCUCCCCUACUCCACCCAUGUCUGCAACUUGAUGUUCUCAGAUAUCGGGACGCGAGUGGUGUGGGUCAAGGAGACCAUCAUCCGCGCUCGAGCGCUUGUGCGAUUUAUUAAAUCGCACAGCGCUGCUCACGCCCUCUUUAGGAAGGUGAGCCCUCGCGUUCAGCUCGUCGAGCCCGUUGAGACACGGUUUGCAUCGGUUUUCCUGAUGCUGACGUGUCUCAAAGGCCGACGAGACGUGUUGCAGAGCAUGUUGCACGGGGAUGCUUGGGCACACAUCCCAUGGGAUCGCGCCCACGUAUCUCAGGCGCAGUGGGUGCAGCAGCAGAUCCGGGACGGGGAGUCUUGGCAGCGUGUCCAUUACGCCAUCCUAGUCAUGUUGCCCGUCCACCAGCUGUUGCGCAGGAUGGAUAGAGGUGGGAUGAUGAUGUCAGUCGUUUACGAGUGGAGUCAGCAUCUGCUGCAGUUGAUGAGGAGGGUCGACGUGCCUGAGGACAUGAUCGAUCCGUGCGUGCGUGAGGUUGCCAUCCGCAACCUCCACAUGUUAGAGCCCGCACAUGCCACAUCCCACCUCCUCAACCCUCGCCGACGGUCCCUCACGUAUUACCAUUCGCUGCAGACGACUGCCGAGGACCGCCUUGUGGUCGAGGAGUGCGACAGAUUUCUCCUGGCGCAGACCGGCGGCGAUCCGGUCGGGUUAUUGUACAGGACCGUGAGGGACCUGAUGAGGGCGUUCCACUCAAGGCGAGGGGAUUGGGGAGAUCGUGAGCUCUCCGAUAUCGAGGCGGCAGAUUGCAGGGGGGACAGCGAGACCGAGUGGUGUGCAGAGUGGUGGUUCGAGCAUGGAUGUGCCCACCCGGAGUUGCGCACCAUCGUCAUCCGUGUCAUGCAUUUGUGGACGUCUGCCUCUCCAGCGGAGAGGAACUGGGCGGAGCACAAGCGCGUUUGCACGGCGAGGCGCUGCAAGCUUGGGUUCGCCAAGCUUGCACAACUGGUUGAGAUUGCCACCAAUCUCAAACUGGCGUUGUGCGCACGGCAGGGUGGUGGCUACGUGUUGCCAUGGGUUAUGGGGAGCGGUCGGGGGGGGACGGCGGCAGAGGAGGAGGAUGAGGAGGGAGAUGUGGAGCCCGAGGUGUGGGGAGCGCGACCUGAUGGCAGUGUUCCCGAGCAGGAGAUCCAGCGGCAGAUUGUCGCUUUCCGUGACAGCCGACCGUCCGGAGCCGGUUCGGUUCGGGACGUGUUCGGCAGCAGAGCGACGGAGCUGCGACCGUGGCCGGAGGGUGGGGAUGAUGUGGAUGCUGCUGCGGCAGACGACGACACCGACGACGACUGGACUGACGAUGAUGACACGCCGCUGAGUCGCGACCCGACGGCUGAGCGAGUGUACUUCACUUACGGUGGGGGUUGUGACGACACAUAUUCAUUCACAUCAGUUAUCACUGGUGUUGUGCCGUCGACCGGGCCGGCGAGUAGCAGCAGCAGAGCCGGCGGUGGUCAUGGAGGACGUUCGCAUGCGGAGGUUCGCGUGGAUGACUCGGAGGAGCAGCAGCCACGGGGAGGUCUUAGGCACACACGCAGGCGUUGGGAGGUUAGGAGUGGCAGCGAGGCGGAUGGGGAGGCGGAGGAUGAGGAGGUGCACCUUCGCGAUCGUAGCUUCUCUCCCUCCCAUCAUCCAAUUUCUACACAGCCCGAGGGGGAGCCACUUAGGCGUUCGGAGAGGUUGGCGAUGGCAGCAGGCAGAGACCGGACACAUGACGACGAGGAUCGUGGGGGGGAGAGGACUCCUUCCAACGCCAGUAUCCGCCCCCGCUCGCCGUCGUUGCUCCGCACACAGGACUUCGAGGACAUAGGACUUGGUGGGAGCUUGGCAGAUUUGAGUGUCGAGGUACGUCGACGUGCCUCACUGCAGGAUGUGCGCACAGACGCGGACGUUGAGCGGGGCCCUGUUGAGACUGAGGAGGAGAGGCAUGCCCGUUUGGACCGAGAGGAGGAGGAGCGGCUAAGGAGUUUGCCACGGUGGGAGGGUCGGUUCGUGUAUCUCGACGAGCAACAUCGGCAGAGGGACUUGGAGACAGGAGGGGAGGGGAGUCGUGACGUCGACGACUCUGGUGUCCCUAAGGAGGCGGUUCAGGGCGAGUUCGAUUAUGAGGGGCAGGAUGCCGUCGCGGGUGUCCCUGAGGGGCAGGAUAUUGUCAUGGCGGGUGCCGCAGCGUGCGACAAAGGAGAGGGUGGACCUGGUGGAGAUGGGGAUACCGCGGGUGCCGGUGGAGACGAUGGACCGGACAGCGACGAUGACGACGACCACGGUCCGGAGGACGAUCCAGAUAGGCUUGCCUUGGUGUUGAGGGACCCCACAGUGCCUCCCAUGCGUUCUGACGGCACAGCGCACACUUUCUUCGAUGCCGAUACUUUGGCGCAUGCGUUGACGGAUGACCCUUUCGCACACAUGGGCCGCAAGAGCGGCAAGCAGUGGGCCCCUGGGAGGGUAUAUUCACCGCCGCCGUUCACAGUGCAGACCCCUCACUGGUCGGGUUCGUCGCUCAGCGGCGUUAGAGGGAGGGAGUCCGGUGCGGGUGAGGUGGGGUCCGGCAGACGCAGCGACGGCGGCAGAGAUAGUACAGGAUUGAUGCCUCCACCACCCGCACAGACUCCGGAGGACACGGUCGACACCGGGGACCGGACGGUGGCACCCGGAGUUGCGCACAGUGGCGGUUCCCCGCCGCCAGUCCGAGGAGGUGUGGGUGGCGGAUGAUGCGACAUAGGGAUGAUAUGCUAAUGAAUGUGUUCUUACAUAAAUGAUGUGCUAAUGAAUGUCCAUCAGUCUC